This is a messenger RNA of Penaeus vannamei (Pacific white shrimp), 2016 nucleotides long. Lineage: Eukaryota; Metazoa; Arthropoda; Malacostraca; Decapoda; Penaeidae. The record is from RefSeq and is a predicted model, not a curated record.
AUGAAGAAAAGUGGUCAUGGUACCAUCUGGCAUUAUGAGAGUAUUGUAGAUCAUAGCUGCAACUUCCACAAUGCAUCCCUGACCCUUGACCCCGCUUCCGACAAAGGGUACAGCUUCGUUCGGACUCUGACCAAGGGCGCCACAGCUUUCAUCUAUGUGUUUGACUGCCUAGACGAAGACAGGGCCAAUCUCGACGUCUGCGAACGCCUGGACACGAACACACUCGAGGGCGAGAACGUCGAGGGGAAGAACUUCAAGGGCGACUGGCAGAGACUCCAUUUCGAGAGAUUCGAGGUUUCGGAGCGCAGCAUCGCAGUCCUGGUCGUGGGCGAUUUCCUGGAAGUAUUUGAGACGAAGAACAAUCCAGUAUUGAGGAUCAACAAAACCAAAGGAAUGGAGUUUGCAACCGAUUGCAAGGACUCCCUUACGAAUGUCUGUCUCAGCUGCGAACAGCCUGCAGAAGCUCCUCCCGACGUCGCUACCACAGAACCCACGCCGGGGGGUGACAGCGUGUGGCUCCCCGUGGCUGUGGCGCUGCUCGUCCUCCUGGCUAUCGUGGCCUUGGUGUCCGUGGCGGUCUGCUUCAGGUUGAGAAGGAGAGCCUCGUCGCAGGAGCCCGAAGCCCUUCGGCAGUCCAGCGCGUGUGCUCAGCCCGCCCUUUCCUCGUCGCCCUCGCCCUCUCUGGCCGAGGGCAAGUCGCCCCUCGGCCAGAGGUACUCGACGCUCCUCGCUUCGGACGCCGUUGCCGUUCCGAACGGGCGUUCCAAGGGCGGAGGCGGAGGUCACCGGAGCCAAGCCUCGCGGGACCUGAGCGGACUUCCUGACCUGGCUCCUCCUCCUCUCCCCUCCACCUCGCCCCCCUCCCUGCCCCACCACCCCGACGGUGCUUCACCCCCAACGGAAGCCGCCGACGUCAGGAGGACUUUAGAGUGGCAGGACAACGCCUGCCACGGGGACGCGAAGGACCCGCAGGAGGCCCCCUGGUCGGGCGCCGACGACGGGGAAGGCGACUACGCCGACCCGAAGGAGCUGGAGACGCCGCCGUGGCUCCGCAUCCAGGGCGCCGCCGACGACGAGGACCACGACUACGCCGACCCCAGAGAGCUGGAAAAGCCUGCGUGGCUCCUCGCCCAGGACGACGACGAGGACCACGACUACGACUACAUCGACAGGGACGCCCUCAGGAUCCUGCUGGGCAAAGACAAGGAGGAGGCGCAGCGGAGGAGCCUGGCCGCAGAGGAGGGGCGGCUCUCGAGUCACGACUCCGAGAACUCGCUCUACGAGGAGAUGAAGGCCCUCGAGGCGGCCAGGGAGACGAGCGCGCUGGAGGAACGGAGGCGGAGAGAGCGGCAACAAAGAGAGGAACAAGAACAACAAAAACAAGAAAUACAGGAAGGUAAACAAGAACAACAAGGAGAUGAAGAAGAGAAACGACAACAAAAGACAGUGGAAGAACAAGAACAGAACGAACAAAUGAAAGAUUCCGAGCAGGAAAUUUUGGAGAGUGUGAAACUUUAGAGACAAAGUCGUAAAUGUAUGUUUACAUAUAUAUAUAUAUAUAAUAUAUAUAUAUAUAUAUAUAUAUAUAUAUAUAUAUAUAUAUAUAUAUAUAUAUACUGCAUAUUUAUAUGUAGGUAUGUACGUGUAUGUGAUUCUAUAUGACUCCGUAUCCUAUAUGUUAUUGGAAGACCAUAUACUCUAACAGUCUGAAGUUCCGUCAUUUCGUUAAUGUCCUUAUGCCAGUCGCUGCAAUAUAUGUAAGAUAUAUCGUAACAUACCAUACAUUCCGCCGACUGUGACGCAAUACAUAGACGGAUAGGUGGCCUUCCCUUGCCCAGUUGGCGCCGUUUCCCGAGGCCCUCUUGUAUCUCGCCCCUUCGUUGAUGUCCGCGUGAAUUUUGAUAUUUGUGUUGCUUUGUUGUAUAUAUGUGUACAUGUGUGUUUGUUUUAUUAUAUCGGAAGAUUAUACGUGAUGAAAGGUGUUUAAGGUUUAAGGUUUAAAAGCUGUGAAAUUAU